Messenger RNA from Lytechinus pictus (painted urchin), 3087 nucleotides. RefSeq names its product piggyBac transposable element-derived protein 4-like. The transcript is spliced from 2 exons. The record is from RefSeq and is a predicted model, not a curated record. The coding region runs from base 289 to 1860 and encodes 523 amino acids. Lineage: Eukaryota; Metazoa; Echinodermata; Echinoidea; Temnopleuroida; Toxopneustidae.
UUAACCCUCUCGUGACCGUCGUCGCAUAUUUGCGACACGAUUUGCUCACUUCCGUAUUACCGUCGUCGCAAUUAUGCGACCAAAAAAGUCCCUCCGGUAAAAAGCAUUAUAAUAAGCGAAAGAUCACCCCCACGAGUCGAGAAUGGUAUUGUCUGAAAGCUUGGUUUGCGUGCGAUCGAAUGGUAUGCAUUUCACUACAUGCUUGUAUUGACUUUUUCAUCGCAAUCUACACUUGAAGUCUGAGAAAUAAUCACAAAUUUUCACUUUUUGACGCUAAGAAGCUCCGAAAUGGAGGACCAAGACGGAGAGAAUUUCGCGGAUAGAUUGUCUGAAUCGAGUUCGGAAGCUUGGGACAGCCAUGAAGACCAGUUAGACGAUGAUUCCGAGGUGGAAGGAAUGGAGAUUUCGUCGGACGAGGAGAUUCGCAUAGGCCAUGUGUAUGCAAGGCAUAGGCAACAAAUGGACGGAGCCGAGCGUGGAAAAGAUGGUCCACCGGACGGAGUCAACACUCCACCUCGCCGGGCAAGACAACCAGCUGCCGAACGGAGAGCUCGCGGACAGGCAAGGGGCAGAGGCCGGGGCGCAGGCCGAGGCAAUGCACGGCGUCAACGUCGCCCAAACCCAGAUUUUCGAGGCGGUUGGGAAGAGACGGAUAACUUCGAUCGGAAUAUCCCAGCAUUUACAGGAACACAGGGACCGACAGAAGAUUUUUCUCAGCUUUCGCCUCUGGAAGUAUUCUUCCUCUUCUUUACUCAAGAGGUGUGGGAGCUGCUGACAAAUGAAACCAACAGAUAUGCAGACCAAGUGAUGGAAGGCUGGGAUGCCGAUCGUGCAAGUGCCUGGCGUGAUCAUCCAACGACCGUUCCAGAAAUGAAAGCCUUCCUUGGACUUGUUCUAUUGAUGGGAGUUGUCCGGUGCCCACGCUACCAUCUGCAUUGGUCAACAAUGGAAAUCUUCUAUCAUCCGUUCUUCUCUGCCAUCAUGCCCAGGAAUCGAUAUUCUCUACUCCGUCGCUUUUUACAUCUGUCUGAUAACACUGCACCCAACCCAAACAACAACCGUCUACAUAAACUGGAAUCUUUCCUCUCUCUUCUCAUCCCCAAGUUCCGCUCCCUCUACCUUCCUAAGAAGAUGAUCUCACCUGAUGAAAGCAUGAUCAAGUUCAAAGGACGUCUUGGCAUAGUGCAGUACAUGCCAAAGAAACCAAUCAAAUGGGGAAUAAAGGCAUGGGCACUGUGUGAAAGUGACUCGGGAUAUACAUGGAACUGGAAAGUUUAUACUGGACGUGAGGAAGCACUUCAAGCAGCGAUUGCUGGAGACCAUGAUGGACCGAACAGCCACCCUCCAGAAUCGUCGAUAUAUGCUAGUGGAAAAGUUGUUCUCUCCCUUGUUGAGGGAUUGGAGGGGAAGGGAUACUGGCUCUUUUGUGACAAUUUUUACACUUCCCCUGCACUAUUUCAGAAGCUGAAUGAGAUUGGAUUUGGAUGUUGUGGCACUGCAAGGCCGUUGGCAAAGGGACUUCCCACGGGUGCAAAUCCCAAAGUACAUAAAAUGAAGAAGGGAGACCGUCCAAAAUACUAUAAGAAGAAAGGUCAGAUGUGUGUUGUUUGGAUGGACAAAAAACCGGUAACCCUCUUGACAACUCUUGACGGUCCUGGGGAGGAUGUCAAAAGGAUCAGGUCGCGUCAAGGUGUAGACGGUCAUCGUGAGAUCUCCCGCCCCACAGCCAUCUCGACUUACAAUAAGCACAUGGGUGGUGUUGACAAAGCGGAUCAACUUAUCCAAUACUACGUGCACCAGCACAGGAGCUUGAAGUGGUGGAAAACGAUUUUUUCCAUCUUUUGGAGACCACACUUGUGAACGCACACGUCAUCUACAAAUCAUAUGACCACCCAAAGCUGGACUUACUACAAUUUCGUGUGAAGGUCAUCGAAGGCCUUCUCGAAGGCUGGCCUCGAGCCCAGCAUGGACGGAGAGGAUCGAGAGAGGGACCGGCUAUUGCUAGGCUAACUCCUGGGGCACAUUUCUUGAAGAGGGUUGAGUCUCGUCCGGACUGUGUUGUGUGUAGUAACAGAUACAUUCGUGGAGGGAGGAAGCAAACACAGUUUGUUUGUAAGAGCUGUGAUAAAGCCAUGUGUCCAACCGAGUGUUUUGAAAGGUUCCAUACCCUUGUAGACUACAAGCUUCAUUGAAUACCUCUGAUCAUCAUGCCUGACUAAUAUUUCUUUCACAUAUAUUACCUCAAACAUGUAAUUCUUUCAAAUGUGCCAUGUUGAUAUUGCAAUGAUAUCUUAUAAGCCAAGUAUAAUUAUUGCCCAUAUUGAUCCAAAUACUUAUGAAUUUAUGAUGGCAUGAAAGCCACUGUAUACUUGUAUCUUUUUUUUUAACAGUUUAUAUUUAUUUGACAUGCAGAAAGCCACUGCAUACUUAUAUUUAUUUGAUAGCAGAAAGCCACUGCAUACUUGUAUCUUUUUUUUGAACAGUUUAUAUUUAUUUGACAUGCAGAAAGCCACUGCAUACUUAUAUUUAUUUGAUAGCAGAAAGCCACUGCAUACUUGUAUCUUUUUUUUGAACAGUUUAUAUUUAUUUGACAUGCAGAAAGCCACUGCAUACUUAUAUUUAUUUGAUAGCAGAAAGCCACUGCAUACUUGUAUCUUUUUUUGAACAGUUUAUAUUUAUUUGACAUGCAGAAAGCCACUGCAUACUUAUAUUUAUUUGAUAGCAGAAAGCCACUGCAUACUUGUAUCUUUUUUUUAACAGUUUAUAUUUAUUUGACAUGCAGAAAGCCACUGCAUACUUAUAUUUAUUUGAUAGCAGAAAGCCACUGCAUACUUGUAUCUUUUUUUGAACAGUUUAUAUUUAUUUGACAUGCAGAAAGCCACUGCAUACUUUUUUUGAACAUGUAUUUUUCUUUUUACUUGAUCAAAACCACGAUAAGACUAUUUUUCAGUUUUGAAAAAAAAUGCUUUCCGGUAAUCAAUCUGUACAUGUCGUACAGAUAACACCAUGCAAGAUAUACCUCAUGCUUACGUUGAGUAAGUUUAGUUGAUGUACAUUACUAAUAAACUCCUGAACUGCUGAAACUGA